AUGAUAGAGACAUUUGAGCCCUGCUGCAGUCACAAGGAUGCCACAGUUGAACCGGAAAGCCAAGCAUCAGCCUCCACAACUGGACAGCCAACCUUUGUUGAGACCUUUGAAGCCCUGCAGCAGUCACUAGAGGCCUUCCUGGCCAACACCGGGCAACAAGUUAUGCUACCCGAAGUUGUCAUUGUAGAGGAAGACUUUGAGAGUGCUGGAUCAGCGGAUUCAUGGACUGGUGGCUCACUUUCCAAAAGAGAGGACGGCUCCCAGUUCUUGGGUCUUUUGGGACAAGGAAACAGUGAGAUCGAUCAGGAAUUUGAAAUACCCUUGUCAGCAAAUGAAGAAGACCCAAAGAGGCAAACUCUGUAA
This is a messenger RNA of Seminavis robusta, 363 nucleotides long. The record is from the annotation of a GenBank genome assembly. Lineage: Eukaryota; Bacillariophyta; Bacillariophyceae; Naviculales; Naviculaceae.